AUAGGAAUUUAAUGACUGACAAUGGCAGAAAAAAUUGUAGAGAAGUUAGAAAUUCUAAACCAGCAAGCAAAGAUACUCUUGGCCAGAAGAAUAAAGAAAAACAGUGUUCAGGGUUACGUAAAGAGGAAGACUUGUGUUAGACCCCUCACAUUUGAUUUCCAGUUGGAAUCCAAAGAGGCUAUUACUCCUACAUCCACAUCUAUGACAGUAUCACAGAGCAGAGAAGACAAGCCACAUGGUACUACAAAAACUAAAAGGUAUGUCUCUUUCAAAAAUGAGCCUGAACCCAGAAAGAGUGAUUUUGAGAAGUUAAAUUUAAGAUUACAUGCUGCGCCAACAAAUACAAAAAAUCAAGAAAACAAGUCAAUGGAACUACCAGAAGAAAAUCGAAAAUCAAGAUAUGAUAGAUAUUUUCUUUUUCUUAAGGAUACAGAUGAGGUAGACUAUGCUAAGCCCUUACAGUAUCUAUUUUCACCGCAUAAACAAGAAUAUAAAAGAACAUUGGGUUCUACAAUCUCUUCUCCUAUGCCCAGCAUUCAAUCUAAUGCUUAUAAGAAGGAAAAAGUUGCUGCUUUAUUUGAAGGUCAAACUGAAAAAAAACCUGGGGAAUUGGUUGUUCACUUAGAAGAUUAUGUAAAUGAAAGAAGAAAAUCUCCUCCACAGAUGAAUGAUUUUUGUACAAAAGAAAAUAAACCUGUCAGAAUUGAUCCAUUAUGUGAGUCUCAUGCAGUAGGAAAGAAAAGCUUGCUCCCCUUAUGCUUUGAGGAUGAAUUGAAAAAGCCAGGUGCCAAGAUAAUCAACAUUAGUCCGGCAAAGACAGUAACUGAUCACAAGAUGAAUGAUUUUUGUACAAAAGAAAAUAAACCUGUCAGAAUUGAUCCAUUAUGUGAGUCUCAUGCAGUAGGAAAGAAAAGCUUGCUCCCCUUAUGCUUUGAGGAUGAAUUGAAAAAGCCAGGUGCCAAGAUAAUCAACAUUAGUCCGGCAAAGACAGUAACUGAUCACAAGGAUAUCCAGACUUUGAAAUUUGUGUUUGUAAUCAGUUAUGUCUCUUAUGACCUUUGA
Myotis brandtii (Brandt's bat) is the source of this 1062-nucleotide messenger RNA. It is a transcript of the gene CUNH1orf141, whose product is annotated as chromosome unknown open reading frame, human C1orf141. The coding region runs from base 22 to 1062 and encodes 346 amino acids. The transcript has 9 exons. The record is from RefSeq and is a predicted model, not a curated record. Lineage: Eukaryota; Metazoa; Chordata; Mammalia; Chiroptera; Vespertilionidae.